CCCACUUCACCCAGUUGUAUCCUCCCACUUCACCCAGUUCUAUCUUCUCACUACAACCAGUUAUAUCUUCUCACUUCACCCAGUUCUAUCUUCUCACUUCACCCAGUUCUAUCCUCCCACUUCACCCAGUUCUAUCUUCUCACUUCACCCAGUUCUAUCCUCUCACUUCACCCAGUUCUAUCUUCUCACUACAACACUUCACCCAGUUCUAUCCUCUCACUUCACCCAGUUCUAUCUUCUCACUUCAUCCAGUUCUAUCCUCUCACUUCACCCAGUUCUAUCCUCUCACUUCACCCAGUUCUAUCGUCUCACUUCACCCAGUUCUAUCCUCUCAUUCACCUAGUUCUAUCCUCUCACUUCACCCAGUUCUAUCUCAACACUUCACCCAGUUCUAUCCUCUCACUUCACCCAGUUCUAUCGUCCCACUUCACCCAGUUCUAUCUUCUCAAUUCACCUAGUUCUAUCCUCUCACUUCACCCAGUUCUAUCCUCUCACUUCACCCAGUUCUAUCUUCUCACUACACCUAGAUCUAUCCUCUCACUUCACCCAUUUCUAUCCUCUCACUUCACCUAG
Lottia gigantea (owl limpet) is the source of this 573-nucleotide messenger RNA. RefSeq lists its product as hypothetical. The transcript has a single exon. The annotation marks the transcript as partial. The record is from RefSeq and is a predicted model, not a curated record. NCBI's taxonomy places the organism in Eukaryota, Metazoa, Mollusca, Gastropoda, Lottiidae.